Molecule: messenger RNA, 618 nt
Organism: Copidosoma floridanum
Lineage: Eukaryota; Metazoa; Arthropoda; Insecta; Hymenoptera; Encyrtidae
Product: protein Fer3
Biological process (GO): developmental process; regulation of transcription by RNA polymerase II
Molecular function (GO): RNA polymerase II transcription regulatory region sequence-specific DNA binding; DNA-binding transcription factor activity, RNA polymerase II-specific; protein dimerization activity
Source: RefSeq, a predicted model, not a curated record
UGAUAAAGUCUAUUAUUGUUUUUGAUUUUGUUGUAGUUGGUGGUUUUAUUUUCGUUUGAUUUUCGUGGGCCAACUUUCACUCGGGAUAUGAAUUACCCCGAGCCUAUGUGGGAGGCGAGCCAAGCACCUGUAAUAACAACGAGCACGGACAUGACGACGUACAUGGGAAACGAGAUGAGCAGCUACCCCGUGUGGGACAACUCGGCGAUGUAUCCGUCGGUGCCGGCAGUCCCGCACCCACACGUAAAUGGACACGAGAACGGGCUUUACAGACAACCCUGUGCCCUCUUGCACCAGAGUCGAUACACGCAAAAUGGACGAUCUCCCAACGUACCCACGUCGACGACGAAAAAGCCAAGACGCAGGGUGGCGACGGUGUCCCAAAGAAGGGCGGCCAACAUUCGCGAGAGACGCCGAAUGUUCAAUUUGAACGAAGCCUUCGACAAAUUGCGACGAAAGGUGCCAACUUUUGCGUACGAAAAGCGUCUGUCGAGAAUCGAGACUCUUCGUUUGGCGAUAACUUACAUCGCAUUCAUGGGCGAGCUAUUGCAGGGACUGGAAUCCAACACCUCCAAACAGGACUACAUUCCCCGAGAAUAUUACCUACCAACGAGUUAA